AGAGACGGAUGCAGACCACGCCCUUCUUCGACCCGCCUAUAGAGGGCGCUGUGGCAACCAAAGCGGGCCGAUCAUCAGCAGCUUUACCUCACUGCCCUUCUAGCAGCAUCUCACCUUCAACCGGCCAGACGCACAUCCACCGCCGCGCCCGAAAAAGAGAAGAAAAAACACGCGAGAGAGAAAGACAGCGUCAGAUCAGCCAGCGGAGGAAAUCGAGCAACAUCGGAGCCGGUUGUUUGAAUAAUGUAGGGCAGCGUUUGGCGAUUUGACAUCUAAUUUAGCCUAUCCCCUUCACUGCGACACGGAAACACCGUCCAGCUGCGCAUAAAUAAAUCGCAGUCUCUCUAAGCCUGUCAGGAUAAAACCGUCCAACCUCUCCGCCGACCUCAGAGUCCUCUCGACGUAGAAGGUCGUAGUCUUUGCGCAGCCCUCGUCGUUUAUUUUGACGGUCAGAUCAGGCCCCGAUCAGCGUCUGAUCGCCUCCAGCCUCAGCAUCAUCUCUCCCACCAGCAGAAAGCAGCAUCCUUCCUCCUCCUUGAAUCAGCGCAAUGGCCGAUGUUCCAGCGGAGUGCAACAUAAAAGUGCUGUGUCGCUUUCGCCCUCUCAACCAGUCGGAGAUUUUACGCGGGGACCAGUUUCUCCCCAAAUUCCAAGCAGACGACACUGUCAUCGUCGGAGGGAAGUCAUAUAUCUUUGACCGAGUGUUUCCAACCAACACCACCCAGGAGCAGGUGUACAACACCUGUGCCAAGCAGAUUGUCAAAGAUGUGCUAUGUGGCUACAAUGGCACUAUCUUCGCAUAUGGACAAACCUCCUCCGGGAAGACGCACACCAUGGAGGGCAAACUCCAUGACCCACACCAGAUGGGUAUUAUUCCUCGCAUCGCUGAGGACAUUUUCAACCACAUCUUUGCUAUGGAUGAAAACCUUGAAUUCCACAUCAAGGUUUCCUACUUUGAAAUCUACAUGGACAAAAUCCGUGACCUGCUGGAUGUGACAAAGACCAACCUGUCGGUCCAUGAAGAUAAGAAUAGGGUGCCGUAUGUCAAGGGAUGCACUGAGCGUUUUGUCUCCAGCCCUGAUGAGGUUAUGGAUGUGAUCGACGAGGGCAAAGCUAACCGCCAUGUUGCUGUGACCAACAUGAACGAGCACAGCUCUCGCAGCCACAGCAUCUUCCUGAUCAACAUCAAGCAGGAGCAUGUGGAGACUGAGCAGAAGCUGUGUGGAAAGCUCUACCUGGUGGAUCUGGCUGGUAGCGAGAAGGUCAGUAAGACCGGAGCUGCAGGAGCCGUCUUGGAUGAGGCUAAAAACAUCAACAAGUCUUUGUCUGCUCUAGGAAAUGUCAUCUCUGCUUUGGCUGAGGGCACGAAAUCUCACGUGCCGUAUCGUGACAGCAAAAUGACCCGUAUCCUGCAGGACUCCCUGGGUGGGAACUGUCGCACCACCAUGUUCAUCUGCUGCUCUCCCUCCAGCUACAACGACGCCGAGACCAAGUCAACUCUGAUGUUUGGCCAACGUGCUAAGACCAUCAGGAACACCGCCUCCAUCAACCUUGAGCUGACUGCAGAGCAGUGGAAGAGGAAGUAUGAGAAGGAGAAGGAGAAGAACAAGACCCUGAAGGACACCAUCCAGAAGCUGGAGGCUGAGCUCAACCGCUGGAGAAAUGGAGAGGACGUGCCUGAGACAGAGCAAACCACUUCGGACGUGGUGAACCGCAUCGAGGCUGUGGAGGAACGUCCCGUUUUGGACAAUGACACCUCCUCUAUUGUGGUCCGCAUUUCUGAGGAGGAGCGUCAGAAAUAUGAAGAGGAGAUCCGCAAGCUGUACAAGCAGCUGGAUGACAAGGAUGAUGAGAUCAACCUGCAGUGCCAGUUGGUGGAGAAACUGAAGCAGCAGAUGCUGGACCAGGAUGAGCUCCUGGCCUCAUCCCGUGGUGACGGGGACAAGGUCCAGGCCGAACUCGGCAGGCUGCAGGUGGAGAGCGACUGUGCCAAGGCUGAGGUGAAGGAGGUGCUGCAGGCUCUGGAGGAGCUGGCCAUCAACUAUGACCAGAAGAGCCAGGAGGUGGAGGAGAAAGGCCUGCAGAACCAGCUGCUGGCUGACCAACUGUCCCAGAAAAUGGCCAGUCUGAUGGAGCUGGAGGCAGAGCUGUCUCGUAUGCAGGAAGUGAGCGGUCAGCAGAGGAAACGUAUCGCUGACGUCCUCAAUGGCCUGAUGAGGGACCUCAGCGAGUUCAGCACCAUCGUGGGCAACGGGGAGAUCAAGCUGCCGGUGGAGAUCAGCGGUGCCAUCGAGGAGGAGUUCACGGUGGCUCGCCUCUACAUCAGCAAGAUCAAAUCAGAGGUGAAGAGCAUGGUGAAGCGCUGCCGCCAGCUGGAGAACAUGCAGCUUGAGUGCCACCGCAAGAUGGAGGAGACUGGGAGGGAGCUCUCCUCCUGCCAGCUCCUCAUCUCUCAGCAUGAGGCUAAGAUCCGCUCUCUGACGGAGUACAUGCAGAGUGUGGAGCAGAAGAAGAGGCUGCUGGAGGAGAGCCACGACUCCCUGAGCGAAGAGCUGGCCAAGCUGCAAGACCAGGAUAACUCUCUGCUUGAGGAGAAGGAUGGAGAGAAGGGUGAGACUGAAGAUGGAAAUGUGAAGAAGGCUGUUCGUCAGCAGGGAGAGUCUCACCGCGGCCUCCAUCACAAGCAGCUGGCCCGCCUGCGGGAUGAGAUCAAUGAGAAGCAGAGGAUCAUUGAUGAACUCACUGAUCGUAACUCCAAGUUGGAGCUGGAGCUGGCUCAGGUUCGUGCUGACUUUGAGCGCCUGAAGAGUCAGGACAGCACAAAGAGCGAGCGCCUGGAGGAGCUCUCAUUCCUGCAUGAACGUCAUGAGCAGACUAAACAGGACUUGAAGGGUCUGGAGGAGACUGUCGCCCGCGAACUCCAGACCCUCCACAACCUGCGCAAGCUGUUCGUUCAAGACCUCACGUCGCGGGUUAAAAAAAGUUCCGAAAUGGAGCCUGAUGAUAGCGGGGGGUCUUGCACCCAGAAGCAGAAGAUUUCCUUUCUUGAGAAUAACCUGGACCAACUUACAAAGGUUCACAAACAGCUGGUUCGUGACAAUGCAGAUCUGCGUUGUGAGCUUCCAAAGUUGGAGAAACGUCUUCGGUCUACUGCUGAGAGAGUUAAGGCCCUGGAGACUGCACUGAGGGACGCCAAAGAGGGUGCCAUGAUGGACCGCCGCCGCUAUCAGCAGGAGGUCGACCGCAUCAAGGAUGCCAUGAAAGCAAAGAAUGCCAUGCGGCGCCCCCAUGCAGCACAGAUUGCCAAGCCAGUGAGACCGAAGCAGCUCCCAGUUUGCUCUCCCACAAACCCAUUCUACACCUACAUCCGUGCCACUGAACACGCCAACACCUACAGCAACGCCCUCUUCCAGGGCAACAUAACACAGCCAACCUCCGCCAGUGUCAACUGCAACCCCAACUCUGUCCAGAGCAACACAGUUUCCACAGCACUGGGCUACAGAGCAGGCAGAUAUAAUGGAGACAUAUUGGAGUCCUACCCACUCAACAUCGACAAUGGUAACAGCAUCAGUGAAACGAGAGACAUCAAUGACAACAGGAGUGAUGUUCACUGUGGCAGCGAGGUGGAUGAUUCAAACAGGCACUACAUCAUUCAGCAGGAAACAGCUGCAAGUUAAUGCCAUGAAGACGACCAAACACUGUACCAAUCCAAGGACCCCAACCCCCCCUCCCAUCUGCAUGCAGCCUGUCUCCUCGUCCCUCCACUGCAUCACAGAUGAAGAUGAUGAUGAAGAUCUGUAGCCCUGUAGUCCUCUUAACUAGAUGAAGCCCCUCCCCGCUCUUAUGGUGACCACUCUCAUCCUGCAGGUUUGGGGUCCAGUUCCUUUCAGUUCAGUCAGUGCUAGACAUAAAUUAAAUCAGUUUUUUUUUAUCAUUAUUAUUACAGAAUGUCCACCACUAACAACCACAAUUUGAAAAAAAGAUAACAUUAAUGCUGAUCACCUCCUGAGGUGUUUGAACUGAAGUGGGGCUGCCUCCAUUCCUGCUUACUUAGUACACAAAUGUUGUAAAUAAUAGUGCUGUAUACUCCAGUAGAGGUUUUUCGACCAGCAACUGUUUGUGUGAAUGCACAGCCUCCAACAUCCCCUGAACUCAUCUUCAUAAGGGCAUCAUGUGGAUGACAUACUGUAGGCAGACAUGACCUUUUUCUCUGUCGUAAAUAGGAGUAUAGUGUGUAACGCCGGCUUGUAACAGAAGACCCACACUCUGCAUGCAUGUCGCUUAGCGGGUUAGCUUUCAAAUCUUUGCAUGUGUCAUGAUUCCAGUCAGGAGCUGGUAUGCUGUGAGCGAACCGUCUGAUCGACCUCGACAGAUGUCACAGAAACAGAGAGCUGGUUUCCCUUAAUCCUGAUCCAAGUCGUAGCGCACUAGAUUUUCUAUUUUAAAGUAAAUUUUAGCCCAAGACUGGGUUGCCAAAAACUACAUCUGGGUCUAGUUUUUAUUUAAGAGAGGAGGACAUCAGAUGCAAAAUGCGUGAGGGAAACCCAGCCCAGACGUUCAGUCUGUAUAGAGGAAACCUUUUGUAAUUGCUUUGAUACUGUGAUGUUGCAGCUGUAAUGAUGCCGUUGUACACUUCAGGUAAUGCUACCCACAUCCAUUUACUGUGGUUCCCUCCCUGCAUUGCACCCACACCUUGUAAGUCUUCUUACCAGGCCUUAAUAAGAGCUGAUUUGUCAUGAUCAAACUAACACGCUGUCAUAAGCAUACAUUUGUAAUUACUACCUCUAGAGCUACUUAUUAUACACUUAUCACAGUAUACCAAGAUAUCAUCUUUUCAAAUGCUAAAUACAAGCAGAUCUUAGAGUUUCUAGUAUAAGUCGCAACUUUAGUACACCGAUAUCUGUAAGUAGACUUAAAUGCUCUUUUUAGAGCCGUAAUUUUGUCCUGCAAAUUCAUACAUACACAGAUUCCAUCUUCAUUUUAUAACAGGAUCAGAGCUGGGCAGAAAAAGUUCCUACUGCAGGAAAGUAACCAAAUGUUUGGGUUCACCACAGGUCAGAUAGCGCCAAGUUCAUUGUCAACAUAUGCUACACUGGAUUUCAAACAUUUUCCUAAACUUUUAAAAACUUUUAAGACAGAAAUGAUGAUGCCUGCAUUGCUAGUCUUGAUUAAAGUUGUAACAUUGUUAACAUAAUUCCCCUGCCUUUGAUUUUCAAAGAGAAGUUUAGUAACAUCUCAGAACCUGCUGGAUGCUAUUUGAUGACUCAGUGUUUCUUAAUCAAAAGUCCACUGAUCAGGAAAUGUCUGCAAACUAGUCCCCAGCUGAGCAGCCACCAGUCUGGCACUGUCAGUUUGACAGAAGCUUGUGGUCAGGUCGUGUUGUAAUUCUUCUGUUAGAAAUCCUGACCAACCAAUCAGGAUGGAGGAAAGCAACUUGUCUUAGGUUGGUAAUGAACGGAUGGAUCAGCUUGGACUGAGUAGAGUCACUGAAUUUAAGGUCAAGUAGUAUGUCGUUCUUAAAGGAACCAAGAAGCUUUUGUGUGUUUUUGGGUAGGAAAUGUAGGACCAAAUUCAAAUAAAAACGCAAAGGUUGAUAAUAUUUUGAAGCUUAAUGUGCCUUCUAAGAUUAUAAGUAACUUGCAUAUGAAUAAAUGAGAGGGACCUAAUUUGGAUUUGCAUUUAUAGUUUACUUACACUUACACCAGACUAUAUAUUUCAGAUUUUCCUGAGUUUGAUUGAGUCUCUAUUGCAAAACUUCUGUGGGAAAUUCAGUGUAUCGUAUCGCCUGACUGUGCUUAUUCUAAUUUAGCCGAGGUCGGAACUCAGUAUGAUCCUCCUCAGUCAUCUGAUCGUUAAGAGCGUCUUUCAUGACAGCGCCAUUAGGUCUCAUGUUCUUUCUGGCAUUAACAACAUCUCAGGGCUUCACAUUCACAAUCACAGUGACCAUGGGCCACCACCUCUGUCUUCCUCAUCAACUUAAAACUAUGUGAUUGCAGAUGAACAAUCAGGUCAGCGUGUGUUCUUCGAGGCUUAGCAGGGGAACGGGAUUAUAAAUCUAAAAUCUAUUACAGAAAUAACAUCAUUCUAUACAUAUGUGACAUUUCCAUUCUAGCACAUGACAUAAAAUAAUCCCUCAGUCACACCCUGGUCAGACCCUACUGUACGUGUCCAAGCAGACCCUCUAUUUGACAUCAUGUUUUAAGUGUAAUAGAUAAUUUUAAAGGAGGGGGAACGUGUACUAUAUUGUCACCUGCUGUUCCACUGUCUGAUUUCAACAUAUCUAAAAUUUAUGUGCUAUAUAUUGUUAAUCUUGUAAGUAAAAUAGCGUGCCAUGACAUAGUAAAAUGCAAAAGAAAGGUACACGCUAACUUUGUUCAAAGAAAUGUUUGUUUGAUUUAUUUCUGUAUGCCAAUACUGUAGCGUCAACAUAAUUAUGUGAAGAAUCACAGUGCAAACUUUCUGUAUAUAUAGACUCAUCACUAUGCUGUACUGUAUGUGAACCAUUGUGUUGUAGUUAAAAGUUCAAUAAACUUGUAGAAAGGA
This is a messenger RNA of Lates calcarifer (barramundi perch), 6543 nucleotides long. RefSeq names its product kinesin family member 5A, a (gene kif5aa). Gene Ontology annotation, biological process: microtubule-based movement. The transcript is spliced from 29 exons. Gene Ontology annotation, molecular function: microtubule motor activity; ATP binding; microtubule binding. Bases 549 to 3677 code for a protein of 1042 amino acids. NCBI's taxonomy places the organism in Eukaryota, Metazoa, Chordata, Actinopteri, Centropomidae. The record is from RefSeq and is a predicted model, not a curated record.